AAUCGUGAGGAGUUAUUGAAAUGUUUCUGUCUUUCAAGGAUAUUUGUUCAAUUAUGUUAACUGUCUGAAUGCUGCCGUGUCUUCAUAUCGACCGGGCUGACCUCCCUCUGUCUCCUGCUACUGAAAUAUAAGCUUGACAUUUAAUUAAAACGACAUUUAAUGACCAGGAGUCCCCAGAGAUGUCAGUCAGAGCCUUACACACAGCUAACAGGAUGAUCUUGGGGAGGUGUUUAUUAAGAGCAGGGCAUCAGUGCUCCAAAUGUUCAUUCGGCCGUCGUGUAAAGAGACAUUACAGCUUUCUUCCAGAUGAUGUCAAGUCACUGCGGGCUGUGGUCAACCCAGAUAUCGCUAAGAUCCGAAACAUCGGCAUUAUGGCACACAUAGAUGCAGGAAAGACGACCACCACGGAGAGGAUGCUUUUCUACUCCGGUUACACGAGGGCACUCGGAGAUGUAGAUGAUGGGGAUACGGUCACAGACUUUAUGGCUCAAGAGAGGGAGCGAGGCAUCACCAUUCAGUCAGCAGCCGUCACGUUUGACUGGAAGAGUCAUCGCAUAAACCUCAUCGACACGCCAGGACAUGUUGACUUCACUCUGGAGGUGGAGCGGGCGCUUCGUGUCCUUGACGGGGCCGUUGCUGUGUUUGAUGCGUCAGCUGGAGUCGAGGCUCAGACUCUGACUGUGUGGAGGCAGGCUGAGAAGCACCACGUCCCGUGUGUUUGUUUCCUCAACAAGAUGGACAAACCUGCAGCAGACUUGGAUUUAUCAAUUAAGAGCAUCAGACAGAAACUGAAAGCCAAUCCAGUCCUCCUGCAGAUUCCCGUGGGCAGCGGGAAGAGCUUCACAGGUGUGGUCGACCUGUUGACUAAACAGAAGCUCACAUGGAAGCAGAGAUCCGCAGGAGACGACGGACGAGUGUUUGAGAUCGAAGCCCUCGACCGGUGUGACGAGCCAGAGCUCCUGCAGGUGGUCAGCGACGCCCGGGCAGCUCUAAUCGAACAGGUCGCUGAUCUGGACGAUGAGUUCGCUGAAGUGCUGCUAACCGGUUUUAGUGAUAAUUUUGAUGCCGUCCCGUUCAUCAAACUGCAAGCAGCCGUGCGGCGAGUGACUCUGGCUCGUAAAGGCGUCCCGGUGCUCUGCGGGAGCUCGCUGAGGAACAGAGGCGUCCAGCCUCUUCUAGAUGCCAUCACCGCAUACCUGCCCGCCCCAGAUGAACGUCACCACGACCUGGUGCGCUGGUACAAAGACGACUUGUGUGCACUGGCCUUCAAGGUCGUCCAUGACAAGCAGCGGGGCCCUCUGGUUUUCCUGAGGAUCUACUCCGGUACCCUGAAACCUCAGUCAGCCAUCCACAACAUCAACAGGAACAGCAUUGAGAGGAUGAGCCGGCUGCUGGUGCCGUUUGCUGAUCAGUAUGUAGAAAUCCCCUCCAUGACGGCAGGAAACAUCGCACUAACUGUGGGACUGAAGCAGACGGUCACAGGGGACACCAUCGUUUCCUCCAAAGCUUCGGCAGCAGCUGCAGCUCGCCGAGCCCGGAAUGAAGCUGGGAAAGAUAAGAAACAUGGAGAACAUGCCAGCAUCAUCCUCUCCGGGGUGGAAGUCCCUGAUCCCGUCUUCUUCUGCACCAUAGAACCGCCCACCAUGUCCAAGCAGGCGGAUCUCGACAACGCGCUGACUUGCCUCCAGAGAGAAGACCCGAGUCUCAAAGUCAGAGUGGACCCUGAUUCUGGUCAGACCGUCCUGUGUGGGAUGGGAGAACUGCACAUCGAGGUUAUCCAAGAUCGAAUCAAGAGAGAGUACGGCAUCGAGACUCACCUCGGACCCCUGCAGGUCGCCUACAGGGAGACCAUUCUCAGCGAAGCCUCAGCUACAGACACUCUGGACCGGACGGUAGGAGAGAGGAGGCAUGUGGUUACGGUGCAGCUGGCUGUCAGUCCCGUGGACAUCGCUUCAUGUGAAGUAAUGUUCAGUGAAAACCCGGAGAAGCAGCUGUCACAGGAAACAAGAGAGGCUGUAGAGAACGGCGUGAACAGCUCAUUUAUGCAAGGUCCGCUGCUGGGUUACCCCGUACAGGGCGUAUCUACACUGAUCCACAGCGUUACCAUGGAACCUGGGACGUCACCUGCCAUGGUGUCUGCCUGUGCAUCGCGCUGCAUGCAGAAGGUCAUGAGGCUGGCAGGGGGGCGGGUCCUGGAGCCAAUGAUGUCACUGGAGGUCACUGUCGGAGAGGAGCAGCUCGGCUCCGUGCUGGGGGACUUGGCCCAAAGACGGGGGACGGUCAGAGACAUUCAGGGUCGUCAUGACAACAAGGUGCUGCUGGCAACCGUGCCCCUGGCUGAGAUGAUGGGCUACUCCACCGUACUGCGCACCGUGACGUCCGGCAACGCCACGUUCUCACUGGAGCUGGAUGCCUACGAGGCCAUGAACCCGCAGGACCAGAACAGCCUGCUUAAAAGACUGGGUGGUGUGCAGAACCCCUGGAAGACAGACGUCAUGUUUCCAGGACUAUGGACAAACCAUCAAACCACUGCUGAGCAGUUGGAAAAAAUGUCAUUUAUAGCGGGAAAGAAAUCUGUGUGGGAUGCAAAAUAAACUUGUAUCAAUGCAUUUUUUUGUUUUUUCAA
Messenger RNA from Cololabis saira (Pacific saury), 2626 nucleotides. It is a transcript of the gene gfm2, whose product is annotated as GTP dependent ribosome recycling factor mitochondrial 2. Lineage: Eukaryota; Metazoa; Chordata; Actinopteri; Beloniformes; Belonidae. Gene Ontology annotation, cellular component: mitochondrion. Gene Ontology annotation, biological process: mitochondrial translation; ribosome disassembly. Bases 180 to 2594 code for a protein of 804 amino acids. Gene Ontology annotation, molecular function: translation elongation factor activity; GTP binding; GTPase activity. The record is from RefSeq and is a predicted model, not a curated record. The transcript is spliced from 20 exons.